UCAAUCGACAACAUGGUUGAGUGGUCUGCAGAGGAGCGCGCUGCCAUCCAGGAGGUCUUCAACAAACUGGACUAUGACGACGUCGGUCCCAAGGCCCUUUGCAGGGCUUUAAUCGUUUACCCCUGGACUCAGCGGUAUUUCGGAGGUUUCGGAAACCUGUACAACGCAGAGGCCAUCCUCUCUAACCCGAUGGUAGCCGCUCAUGGCAUAGUUGUGCUUCACGGAUUGGACAGAGCCAUGAAAAACAUGGAUGACAUCAAGAACACCUACACUGAGCUAAGCGAACUGCACUCGGAGAAGCUCCACGUGGAUCCUGAUAACUUCAAGCUGCUGGCUGACUGCCUUACCGUCGUGAUUGCUGGGAAGAUGGGCUACGCCUUCACUCCCGACAUGCAGGCUGCCUGGCAGAAGUUCCUUGCUGUGGUCGUUUCCGCUUUGAGCAGACAGUACCACUAA
Molecule: messenger RNA, 456 nt
Organism: Chanos chanos (milkfish)
Lineage: Eukaryota; Metazoa; Chordata; Actinopteri; Gonorynchiformes; Chanidae
Product: hemoglobin subunit beta-like
Exons: 3
Coding region: 13-456 (147 amino acids)
Biological process (GO): hydrogen peroxide catabolic process; oxygen transport
Cellular component (GO): hemoglobin complex; haptoglobin-hemoglobin complex; blood microparticle
Molecular function (GO): organic acid binding; peroxidase activity; haptoglobin binding
Source: RefSeq, a predicted model, not a curated record